AUGACAAGCAGCAAUAUAGGAACUGUAUACUAUGAAGAUAUUCCACCAGGAACACUUAAUGAAGAUGAAUUUAUAUGCACGGAAAAAAUUGUUCCAAGAAAAAUUAAACCCCAAAAUAUUGUUAUAAGACUGAUGGACAGAGAAAUUUAUGGUUCUAGAAAGCCAGGAUCUCAUUUUCAUGUUGUCAGAGAGUUCUAUCAGAAUGUGUUUCCUAAUUUAACAAUAGUAAAUGUAGAGAAACCACCAUGUUUUUUACGAAAAUUUAGUCCAGAUGGCAAACAUUUUAUAGCGUUUUCUGCAGAUCAAACGUCUCUUGAGAUUUACGAGUACAGGGGGGCCCCAGCAGCCGGGGAUCUUGUUGCAGGAUACCCAUCGGAUUUGUUAAAUGCUGAUGCAGAUGCACAUCAUGGAAUACGCACACAUAUAUUCUACAGGUUUUUUAAGCCAAAAUUUACAGUUAAUGUUUGCCAGCAAAGACUGAUUUCAUAUCGCAACCCUGGACAGCUCCCAUUCAUUGAGCAACAACUAAAUCGUGAGUGCAGCCUGUUUACUGAGGACGGCCGAUAUGUAAUAGUGGGGUCGGCAGCUCAUAUCCCUGAUGAUCUUCGGCCUCACUUUUAUCAUAUACACAGUAAUAAUGAAGCUGUUACACCAACAAUCAGAUCAGCACUAGAAGAUUAUUCCCUUCACUUAGUAGAUCUCCAUCAUGGGAAACUAUGUGACACCAAGCACUUUAGAAUUGACAAAAUCUACCUAUCGCACAACCAAGGAAUUUAUCUUUACAAAGAAGUUUUAGCGGUACUCUCUGUACAGCACCAAACAAUCCACCUAUUUCAAAUAGUUGAGGGUAUGUUAAUAGAAAUAAGAAAAAUCGGCAGAUUCUGCUACGACGACGAUCCAUUUAUUGUAAGCUCGGUAUUUGCACCGCAUACAAACGAAAGACCGUUUCAUGAAGAGACAAUAAACAGUUUGAAACAUAGACUACUUGUAUUUCUUUUUAAAAGAGCUAAAACAAUCAGUGAUGAAACAAGAGAUCCAUUUGAACUGAGAAAGUUUUACAAGUACUUCGAUAUGUUUAAAAGUCUCAGAAUGUGGAAAAUGCAGCUGCUAGAUGUAGACCAUUUAUUUAUUAAAUACGCAAGUGAAGAGGUUGUUACAUUGAGGGUGGCUGAGCCCAACAGCCAGUCUUCGUUUUUUGUUAUCUACAAUAUAAGUGAAAGUAAGAUUUUAGAGGUAUACGAAAAUACGUCGGAGGCACUGCUGCAAUUGUUUGAAAACUACUGUGACUGCUUUAGAAAUGCCAGGUUAUGUGCUGAUUCACAAUUUACUUGUUCACCGUCCAAUAAUUUAUAUGCAAGACUGACGCAGCAAAGAUUCAAGCAAACGAUUGUGAGAGCUAUUUAUGGCGGCCGAACAGAAGCAACUAAACGAAUUUUGGCACAAUUACCAAUAAGUGCACAGUCAUAUAGUGGAUCUCCUUAUUUAGAUUUAGGCCUUUUCAGUUACGACGACAAAUGGGUAUCAGUUAUGGAAAGACCUAAAGCAUAUGGAGAGUAUCCUAUUAGAUUUUACGCACGUGACUCGGGGCUGCUGAAGUUCAAGAUUUACGCCGGUGUGAUGGGGCAGUCCGUGCCGGCGAGCGCACGAAGACUUGUCGCCUUCACAUUCCACCCCACAGAUCCAUUCGCAAUCAGCGUACAACGGACAAAUUCCGACUACAUUGUCAACUUUCAUAUAAGGAAUGCAGUUUUCAGUUGA
This is a messenger RNA of Parnassius mnemosyne (clouded apollo), 1758 nucleotides long. Lineage: Eukaryota; Metazoa; Arthropoda; Insecta; Lepidoptera; Papilionidae. The record is from the annotation of a GenBank genome assembly.